AUGCUGCUGGUAGUACUGCUGGUACUAUUGGUACUUCUGGUGCUGGUUCUGCUACAGCUCCUGACUGCUGCUCCUGACAUUGCUGAUUCAGGCCUUCCUUUCCCCUCCACCGCCGAGAUCGCCACGACCAGCGAAGGCUGGGAUCUUCCUCCCAUACCGGGUUCCGUCGAUGAGACACCCGAUGACCCCAGGGCCGGCCCCAUUCACGCCUCCAUGCAAAUUGCACUGGAAAAAUCAGCUCCCAGGCGGUGGUGGAAGCACAUUAGUAUGGGGCGGGAAUUGACGGAAAACAAGGAGAUGUAUUCCUCGUCUGCGUUUUCCCAGCUGGAGAAGUUGGGCAUCCGACACCCCCGCCCCACCCCUUUCAUCGGCAACCUGACAUUUUUCUGCCAGGGAUACUGGGAAAGCCACAGGAAGUUGAUCGAGACCCACGGACCUCUCUGCGGGUAUUACCUCGGUCGGCAAAUGUAUAUACUAGUGUCAGAGCCAGAGAUGAUUGAAAAGAUCUUGGUAAAGGACUUCGGCAACUUUACCGACAGAAUGGUGUCGAGCCUGAUCCCCAAGCCUCUUAGCGACAGCGUCGUUUUUCUACGCGGCAAGAGAUGGGCAGAAGUCAGACGGGCAUUAACGCCAUCGUUUGGCCCUGAGAAACUAAACCAGAUGCUUCCGCUCAUCAACCAGGCCUGCGACACCCUGCUGACCAACCUCAGGGUGCGGGCGGAUUCAGGAGCGGCUUUCGACAUCCACAGGUCCUUCGGCUGCUUCACCCUGGACGUCGUCGCCAGCCUGGCCUUUGGCUUGCAGGUGGACUCCCAGCGGGACCCAAGAGACCCCUUCGUCCAGCACUGCAGACGCUUCUUCGAGCAGUCCGUCCCCAGGCCGGUGCUCUUCUUGCUCUACGCAUUUCCCUUCUUGGCCCCUCUGGCCCGGGCCCUGCCCAGCAAGAGCCGUGACGAGCUGAGCGACUUCUUCAGGCGGGUGGUCCGGGACGGGAUGGCACUGCGCUCUCGGCAGCCCGCCGGCGAGCGGCGCAGGGACUUCCUCCAGGAGAUGCUUGAUGCCCACGGACGGAUCGGCCUUCCCGGGCCGGAGCAGCCGGACACCGCCGGACCGGGGGCCGCCGCCGGCCGGGCCCCGGAGCCCUUGACGGAGGACGAGCUGGUUGGCCAGGCCCUGAUCUUCCUGAUCGCCGGCUACGCCACCGCGGCCAACACUCUGUCCUUCGCCACCUAUCUGCUAGCCACCCACCCCGAGGUCCAGGAGAAGCUGCUGAGGGAGGUGGACGAGUUCGGCGAGAGCCAUGGGGAUCCUCCCACAUGCAGCAGUCUGCAGGAAGGCCUCCCCUACUUGGAUAUGGUCAUCUCCGAGACCCUGCGAAUGUACCCUCCGGCCUUCAGGUUCACCAGGGUGGCGGCCCAAGACUGCGAGGUGAUGGGCCAGCGAAUCCCAGCCGGGGCGGCCGUAGAAACAGCAGUGGGCUACCUGCAUCGCAACCCCGCUUACUGGCCCGAGCCGGAGAAAUUUCUCCCCGAGAGAUUUGCCCCAGAGACGGGGCAGCGGCCCCCACCCUGCGCGUACCUGCCCUUUGGCGCCGGGCCCCGGGCCUGCCCGGGAGCCCGGCUGGGGCUGCUGCAGAUCAAGCUGGUGUUGCUCCGCAGCCUGCGGGCCUUCAGAGUCGCCCGAUGCCCGGGCACCCAGGUUCCGCUGCAGCUCGAGUCCCAGGCCACCCUGGGGCCCCGAGACGGGGUCAUCGUCCAACUCCUGCCUCGCCGGCGGUCCCCGCCUGCCCCAGGCCCCUGCCAGCUCAGCUGAACCACGGCACGCGGCCCCAGAAUCAGACAUCGCACAGCAGAGAGGCCAGCUCACCACUUCCGUCCCUUUUCCCCUCACUCCGACACGCAGCCCCUUCCAGAUGGGGAUCUGGACCCCACUCGUUCUCCAGGAUUUAAUAAAGGUGAACUC
Tachyglossus aculeatus (Australian echidna) is the source of this 1962-nucleotide messenger RNA. It is a transcript of the gene TBXAS1, whose product is annotated as thromboxane A synthase 1. Lineage: Eukaryota; Metazoa; Chordata; Mammalia; Monotremata; Tachyglossidae. The transcript has 16 exons. Gene Ontology annotation, molecular function: iron ion binding; thromboxane-A synthase activity; heme binding. The record is from RefSeq and is a predicted model, not a curated record. Bases 1 to 1812 code for a protein of 603 amino acids.